This is a messenger RNA of Quercus lobata, 3354 nucleotides long. Its product is annotated as receptor-like protein 56. Bases 1 to 3354 code for a protein of 1117 amino acids. NCBI's taxonomy places the organism in Eukaryota, Viridiplantae, Streptophyta, Magnoliopsida, Fagales, Fagaceae. The transcript has 6 exons. The record is from RefSeq and is a predicted model, not a curated record. Gene Ontology annotation, molecular function: protein binding.
AUGGCGCGCAACUCGAAGAGCAGUGAUUUUGCUGCUUUGGAUGCCUUGGAGCUAUUAGAUUUGAGUUACAAUGAAUUAACUGGAAUUGUACCUCCUUCUAUAGGAGCAUUAUCUUCUCUCAAAUCGUUAGUUUUGGAGGGAAAUAAACUUAAUGGCUCUUUACCAACUCAAGGUUUAUGUGAACUCAGGAAACUUGAAGAGUUAAAUCUUAGGUGGAAUAAUUUUGAAGGAACCCUGCCUUCUUGCCUAUACAAUUUGACAUCUCUUCAAGUGUUAGAUCUCUACGAGAAUUCUUUCAGAGGAAACAUUUCAUCUCAUUUGAUAGCUGGCCUCACAUCCCUUAAGCAGAUUGAUCUCAGUUAUAACCUUUUUGAUGGUUUCUCAUUCAGCUCAUUUGCUAAUCUUUCUAAGCUUGAACUCGUUCAAUUUAAGUGUGAUGAGAAGAUGGUCAAUAUAGAAACAGAAACUUCAGACUGGGUACCUUUAUUUCAGUUGGAAUUCCUUGUGAUAUCUAAUUGUAGUCUCAACAAGCUCUCCAAUCAAAUUCCAACAUUUCUCUUUCACCAGCAUAGCUUGAGAGUACUUGAUCUCUCUUACAGUAUGUUAAAAGGACAGUUCCCUGGUUGGUUGGUUGGAAACAAUACAAGGCUGGAAUAUGUCAGUCUUCAUGAUAACUCUCUCUCGGGUAAUUUUCAUUUGCCGCUGUGUCUCAACUUUACUUAUUGCAUGGAUGUGUCAAACAAUCAGCUCAAUGGGCAGCUUCAAGGAAAUAUAGGGAAUAUGCUACCAAAUAUAUUGAGUCUAAAGUUAUCCAAUAAUACUCUCAGUGGUUCCCUCCCAUCCUCAAUUGGCAAUAUGAGUCUUUUGAGCACAUUCAGUGUUUCCUUCAACAACUUCUUCGGAGAAGUACCAAAAAAGUUAUUAGCAGGUUGCUCCGAGCUAAUGAUCAUGGAUUUAUCUAAUAAUAAUUUCGAUGGCCAUUUAUUGUCAAGUGAUUUUAACUUGACUAUGUUAGAGGCUUUGAUAAUAAAUGACAAUUCGUUCUCAGGAACUAUGUCAAAUGAAUUUUCCCCAAAAACUUUUGAUUCUUUCUUCUUGGAUGUUAGCAAUAACAACAUGUCAGGUAAGAUUCCUACUUGGAUAUGCAAUCAAACACGUUUUUCUACUCUCUUUUUGGGAAAUAAUUAUUUUGAAGGUGAAAUUGUAUGUGAAACAACUUCAUUUAGCAUUUUGGACCUUUCUCAUAACUUUCUUUCGGGAUCUUUACCUUCGUGGUCAAGCAAUGCUUUACAAUAUUUAAAUUUGAAAGAGAAUAAAUUUUCAGGAUCAGUACCAGAAGCUUUUCUCAAUAUUUCAAUGAUUGUGACAUUAGAUAUCAGUGACAAUAAGUUGUCAGGAAUCAUUCCAAGUGCAAUCGGUAAACUUUCCUACUUAAGAAUUUUGUUGCUGAGAGGAAAUCGUUUGAAUGGCACCAUUCCAACUCAGUUAUGCAAACUGAUCAAUAUAAGCUUAAUGGAUCUCUCUAGAAACUUCUUUUCUGGGACAUUACCUCACUGUUUUCGACACAUUGUCUCUAACGAGACUCUGUAUUUUGGUGAUUUUUUCUCAAGAGAUGUGGAGCCCUUCACUUCCAGACCUAAGGGUGUCUACGAUGGUGUACGUUUUGAACGUCACAAAAAAGACAUUGAAGUUAACUUUGUUACUAAAUAUAGACUUAGCUCUUACAAAGGUAGCAUUCUUCUUCACAUGUCUGGUUUAGAUUUUUCUUGUAACAACCUAACAGGUGUAAUCCCACCUGAACUUGGACAGUUACAAGGAAUUCGUGCACUAAACUUGUCUCACAAUCAGUUCACGGGUUCCAUUCCGGAAACAUUCUCCAACUUGGCUGUACUAGAGAGCUUGGAUAUUUCUCAUAAUAAGUUGAGCGGAGGUAUCCCUCCACAAUUGAUUAAGCUUACCUUUUUGGCGGUGUUCAGUGUGGCUUAUAACAAUUUAUUAGGUAAGACCCUAGAUAUGAAAGCCCAAUUUGGAACUUUUAGUGCAAGAAGCUAUGAAGGAAAUCCACUUUUGUGUGGACUACCAUUGGUGAAAAACUGCACCAAUAGAGACAAUCCAUCUCCAACGCCAACACAAUCCUCAGAUGCAAGUGAUGAGAAAUGGUAUGAAGUAGAUCAAGCAGUCUUCUUCACUAGCUUUUCGGUGACUUACAUCAUGUUCUUCCUGGGAGUUAUUACUGUUCUUUAUAUCAACCCUUAUUGGCGACUGUGGUGCUUCAAUUUGGUUGAGGAUUUCAUACUUGGCAAGCUGAGUAACAUGCACCUUCUCAGUGUUCCACAUGAGCCAGAGGCCACCAGCAUAGCCUAUUGUGUCCAUAUGAAUCGCUCCAUCAAAAGGGAGCUUGUCCGUAAUUUCCUUAGCUCUCUCACUGCCAACAUUUCAUCUUUGAUAGCUAAUCAGUCUAGAGUACUUGAUCUCUCUAAUAAUAUGUUGAAAGGACGGUUGCCUAGUUGGUUGUUUGAAAACAAUAUGAAGCUAGAAUAUGUCACUCUUAACGAUAAUUCUUUCUCGGGUCAUGUUCAUUUGCUGCUCUGUCUUAACACUUAUUGGAUGGAUAUGUCAAACAAUCAGCUCAUUGGAAAGCUUCAAGAAAAUAUUGGGGAGAUCCUACCAAACAUAUUUCAUCUAAAGUUAUCCAAUAAUUCUUUCACAGGCUCUCUCCCAUCCUCAAGUGGUAAUAUGAGUCUCUUGGGCACAUUCGAUGUGUCCUUAAACAACUUCUCUGGGCAGGUACCAAAGGAAUUACUUGCAGGUUGCUUGAGACUAUCAUCCUUGGUAUUAUCCAAUAAUAAUUUUAGUGGUCAUUUUGAUUGGUUAUCUUUGAUUAACUUAACGGAGCUAUUUCUUUUGAAAAUAAAUCAUAAUCAAUUCUCCGGAGCAAUGUCAAAUGAAUUACCCAAUUGGGUGUUUCUUGCUUUAUUGGAUGUAAGCAACAACAAUAUGUCCGGAUCAAUACCAAAUGAAUUUUUCAAUAUUUCAGAGCUUUUGCUGACAUUGGAUGUCAGUGGCAAUAGGUUGUCAGGCAGUAUUCCUAGAGCAAUCGCUAAUGCCGCUUCUAGCUUAAGAAUUUUGUCACGCAGAGGAAAUUGUCUGAGUGGCACUUUUCCAACUCAGUUGUGUCAACUUACACAAAUGAGCAUAAUGGAUCUGUCUAGAAACUUCUUUUUUGGGACAAUACCUCAUUGCUUUCAAUAUUUAGUCACUGCUUUCACUCCUUUUGAUUUAGCUUUUUCAACACAAACUGGUGGUAGUGAUAAUGGACAAUUGGAACAACGCUGGGUCCUAAGUUACCAAUGA